Messenger RNA from Ipomoea triloba (trilobed morning glory), 1824 nucleotides. RefSeq lists its product as uncharacterized. The record is from RefSeq and is a predicted model, not a curated record. Bases 1 to 1824 code for a protein of 607 amino acids. Lineage: Eukaryota; Viridiplantae; Streptophyta; Magnoliopsida; Solanales; Convolvulaceae. The transcript is spliced from 5 exons.
AUGGCAAUAUGCAAGCACAUCGGUUAUCCACACAUAUUUAUUACUUUCACCAGCAACCCAAAGUGGCCUGAGAUUGAGCGGUAUGUCGCAGAACGUGGCCUUAAAGCCGAGGAUAGACCUGACAUCGUUUGUCGCGUGUUUAAGAUGAAGCUUGAUGCGAUGAUUGAAGACAUCAAGAUAGACAAGUUGUUUGUCGAGAUAUGUGGAGUUAUCUACACGACUGAAUUCCAAAAAAGAGGGCUCCCUCACGCUCAUAUCUUGCUAUUUGCCAAAAGAAUGAAUAGGGCAAAUUCUGCGAAGGAAAUUGACGCCCUGAUCUCAACUGAAAUACCUGACCCAGAUGCUGAUGCUGAAUACCAUGAAGCAAUCACUGAAUUCAUGUUCCACGGACCCUGCGGAGUACUUCGGAAAAAUUCACCGUGCAUGGUAGAUGGUAAAUGUUCAAAGCAUUUUCCAAAAAAAUAUGUUACUCAUACAAUUUUGGAUAAAGAUGGCUACCCGAUCUACAGAAGGCGUAACAAUGGGUGCACAAUCACUAAGAAUGGAAUCGAACUUGAUAAUCGUUACGUCGUUGCGCAUAAUAAACAUCUGCUGCUAAAAUAUCGCGCACAUAUUAACGUUGAAUGGUGCAACCAAUCGAGGUCUAUUAAAUAUUUAUUCAAAUAUGUGAACAAAGGAAAUGAUAGGGUCACAACAGAAUUCAUGAGUAGUUCAAAGAAUGCUCUCAAUGGUGAUGUGGUCGAUGAGAUUAACAUGUACUACGAUUGUUGCUAUAUAUCAGCAUGUGAAGCCACGUGGCGGCUAUUUGGAUACGUGAUACAUUAUCGAACCCCACCUGUUGAGAGGUUAAAUUUUCACUUAGAGCACCAGCAGAAUGUUGUAUAUAGUGAAGAUCAGCCCUUGGAUGAGAUUGUGGAGAACCAAACGGUUAAGCAGAGUCAGUUCAAAGCUUGGUUUGAGGCGAACAAAAAAUACGAAGACGCUCGGUCACUCACUUAUGCCGAGUUCCCUAGUAAGUUUGUUUGGAGACAAGAUCUGCGUGAAUGGCAUCCGAGGAAAAGAGGCUACUCCAUAGGACGAUUGUUCUAUGUUCCGCCAGGGUGUGGAGAGUUAUACUAUCUUAGAUGUCUUUUAAAUUUGGUACGCGGACCUUUUAGCCAUGAAGAUAUUCGCACUGUUGCAGGAGUCAUUCAUAAUUCGUUUAGGGAUGCGUGUUAUGAAUAUGGAUUAUUAGAUGAUGACAAGGAGUACAUUGACGGCAUUAUUGAUUCGAGUUACUGGGCAUCCGCGUAUGCUUUGCGAAGGUUAUUUGUUACGCUUCUCACUUCAAGUUCACUCAGUAAGCCAGAAGUAGUUUGGAAUGCCGUUUGGGAAUUUCUUGCGGAGGAUGCACAGGUUCAGCGUCGACGUGUAUUGCAGAAUCCAGAGUUGAUGCUAUCGGAUUCAGAUAAAAAACAGUUUGCUCUUAUGGAGUUGGAGAAUUUGCUAUCUUCGUGGGGAAAAAGCCUGAAAGACUUUCCUGAAAUGCCAAUUCCAGACAAAAGUAGCAUGGGUUUGAGUGAAAACAUGUUGAUAGCUGAAGAGUUGGUGUAUGACAAGGAAUCUUUGAAGACAGAGCAUGAGACAUUGGUAACACAAUUGACCGAUGAACAAAAGAAUGUUUACGACUCUGUGAUAAUGAUAUUGAUUCAAAUGGAGGUGGAUUAUUCUUUGUACAUCGGAGAUGGGAUUGCAGGGGUUGUAAACAACGGUUCAUCUGAUAUCGAUAUUCCUGCAGGGGUUGUAAACAACGGUUCAUCUGAUAUCGAUAUUCCGGCAAGAUAG